GCGGAGAUGAGAAUGUUCGUGGAGGCUCAGAGGCUUAGGGGGCCUCACUCAGCCCUCCUGCUCCUGGGACUCGUGCUGGGCGCUGCAGCCCAGCUCAACUGUGUGGGGGACGCCUACCCCAAAGACGGCAGGUGCUGUCGUGACUGCCUGCCGGGUUUUGGGAUGGAGAGCCGCUGCAGCAAAGGCCAGGACACCGAGUGCCUCCCGUGCCGGCCUGGCUUCUACAACGAGGCUACGAACUACGAACCCUGCAAACCCUGCACGCAGUGCAAUCAGAGAAGUGGGAGCGAACCCAAGCGGAGGUGCACACCCACACAGGACACUGUCUGUAGCUGUAAGCCAGGCACAGAGCCCCAGGACGGCUUCAAGCGUGGAGUUGACUGUGCCCCGUGCCCACCGGGACACUUCUCCCCAGGUGACGACCAGGCCUGCAAGCCCUGGACCAACUGUACCUUGAUGGGAAAGCGCACGGUGCAGCCAGCCAGCAAAAGCUCGGACGCUGUCUGUGAGGACAGGAGCCCCCCAGCCACACUGCCGUGGGAGACCCAGCGGCCCCCAGCCUGGCCCCCCACCACCCAUCCCACCACGGCCUGGGCCAGGGCCCCACAGGAGCCCUUCACACCCCCUACAGAGCCCCCCAGGGGUAAGGGGGGGCCUGGCCUCAGCCCAGCAGGGCCCUUCCCCAACCCAAAACGGAAGGGGGGUGGGGAAAGAGGGAUGGGGUGGGAUGCCCUCUGCCUUCAUGGAGGCCCCCCCGGGGCGGACUCCUGGCUCUGUGGACGCACCCCAGCAGGCCCUGCCUCCCCACAGGCCCCCAGCUGGCUGUUGUCCUGGGCCUGGGCCUGGGCCUGCUUGCCCCUGUGGCCGCCGCGCUGGCCCUGCUCCUACACCACCGAGCCUGGCGGCUGCCCCCUACUGGAAAUGGCUUCCGGACCCCCAUCCAAGAGGAGCAUGCCGACACCAACUCCACCCUGGCCAAGAUCUGAGCAGCGUGCUCCCACCCCAGGCUGGGGGCCCAGAGGGUCUGCUAGACAUUGAGGGGCAUUGGGGGUGCCCCCAGGCGCAGGCCGCCGCCCCCCAUCACGUGGGUGCCCUGUCACCCUGCCACCCCACCCUGCGCCGUUUUAGGUGCUCCUGGGCUGGCACCCAGGGCUCUGCUACAUAUGCUGUGCAUACUUCCCGCCCAGGGUGGUGCCCUCCA
Zalophus californianus (California sea lion) is the source of this 1201-nucleotide messenger RNA. It is a transcript of the gene TNFRSF4, whose product is annotated as TNF receptor superfamily member 4. NCBI's taxonomy places the organism in Eukaryota, Metazoa, Chordata, Mammalia, Carnivora, Otariidae. The coding region runs from base 7 to 1038 and encodes 343 amino acids. Gene Ontology annotation, molecular function: protein binding; tumor necrosis factor receptor activity. The transcript has 6 exons. The record is from RefSeq and is a predicted model, not a curated record. Gene Ontology annotation, biological process: inflammatory response.